This is a messenger RNA of Talaromyces proteolyticus, 2514 nucleotides long. Its product is annotated as calpain-like protease PalBory. The transcript has 5 exons. The coding region runs from base 1 to 2514 and encodes 837 amino acids. Gene Ontology annotation, biological process: proteolysis. The record is from RefSeq and is a predicted model, not a curated record. Gene Ontology annotation, molecular function: calcium-dependent cysteine-type endopeptidase activity. NCBI's taxonomy places the organism in Eukaryota, Fungi, Ascomycota, Eurotiomycetes, Eurotiales, Trichocomaceae.
AUGUCAACCCCCACCAUCAGACCUAUCUCCGAUGUGUUGUAUCUAGAUAGAGCCUUGAAAUAUGAAAGGGAUGUGUCUACCGCCAAGUCUCAGUCCGAGGCACUGGAGGCUGCCAUUGCUGCCGCCGAGAAUUACAUGAAAGCAUUGAGUCUGACCAGUUCGGCUCAAGACAAGCAACGGCUAGAUUUUAAAUGUAAAGAAUGGCUGUCUCGAGCAGAGGCAAUCAAAGAAAAGGGUGUAUGGCAAACGCCUGACCCCGAAAACAAUGGUCCGGUAUUGCAGGAGCCAGUCUCUACGAAGAAGCUCUCGACAAGAGAGGAAAUCAUCAUCUUGGGAAGUUCAAAGCUGAAUCAAUUUGUAUUUCCACCGUGGAAAGAGGCCCCCGAACCCAAAGACUUCAACUUAGAACAACAUGAUCGCAAAUUUGAGGACAAGGAAUUGAAGCUUUCGGCCAGUCAAAAGAAGGUUUUUAAUGGCUGGAAAAGGCCUGAUGAGCUGUUUACUCAAUUCUCACAUCUUGAUUCAAAAUCCUCAAGUCCGCCCAUUGUUGGAUCCGGCGUUAUGGAUUUAGUGCAAGAUGUCACCACCGAUUGCUCUGUAGUGGCAAGCCUCUGUGCUGCGAUUGCAAGAACCGAGAGGGGACAUGGCACACUGUUUCGAACUGUGAUGUUCCCAUACGAUUAUACACAAAAUGCACCUCGUCUUUCUUUAUCCGGCAAAUACAUCUUCCGUUUUCAUUUCAACGGUUGUUAUCGAAAAGUUGUUAUCGAUGACAGGCUUCCAUCAUCCAAAACAUCGCGCUCGCUCUUCGUGAUUGACCGGAAUAAUCCUCACAUAAUGUGGCCUGCACUGCUUGAGAAAGCAUAUCUCAAAAUUCGUGGAGGAUAUGAUUUUCCUGGCAGUAAUUCUGGCACAGAUCUGUGGGUUCUUACUGGUUGGAUCCCAGAGCAAAUAUUUCUGCAUCAUGAAGACGUGACACCUAACCAGUUAUGGAAACGCAUAGCCGACUCUUUUCAAUAUGGAGAUGUAAUAGUAACCAUUGGGACAGGAGAACUAAAUCAACGCGAGGAAAGCCAAGGGUUUAUCAGCCGGCAUGAUUAUGCUGUUUUAGAUUUGUUGGAAGAAGCAGGACGCCGCCAGAUUCUCAUCAAGAAUCCAUGGGCCGAUCCAGUCUCCAAAAUCCCGGGAAGUUAUCGUCGUACUCUUGAAGAGCAAGAAAUCGAAGCAAGAAACCCACGAAACCCCCUUCUUCCGGGCUCUUUUUGGAUGGAUUAUGACCAAAUAUUUCAAAACUUCGAAAACUUAUAUCUGAAUUGGAACCCGGGUCUUUUUCGUUGUCGACAAGAUAUUCAUUUCGUGUGGGACUUGUCGAAACCUCGUCUGAACCAAGGAUGCUUUGCAGGAAAUCCGCAAUUCGCGGUGUCUACAGAGGCAGGAGGCCCUGUCUGGUUGCUGCUCAGCAAGCAUUUUCGAACAAUUGAAGUCCCAGGCGCCGGUGAUGAGCCCGGCUUCAUUAGCUUGUACGUGUAUAAAGAAAGAGGACAACGUGUUAUUCUCAGUGAGGGUGCCUUUUAUCGCGGCCCUUUUGUGGACUCCCCAAACACCUUGGCGAGAAUAGACAUGGAUGCGCAUUCAAGCUUCACUAUUGUAGUUGCUGAGCAGUCUCUUGCUUUGCUACCUCAGAACUUUACACUUUCUGCCUUUUCUCGAAAUGAGGUGGCACUCAAGCAUGCAGAAAUGAAAUAUUCGCAUGAGGGGGGGAAUACGGAGUCCCCCCGAUACCCAUCCAAUCCGCAGUUUGUUUUUCAGAUAACCGAAGAGGCAGACAUAUCGAUACUAUUAGAAACAUCAGACCUUGAUCUCGCCAUUCAUGUCAAACUUUUCUGGUCGGAUGGAAAGCGGGUAUCAAGUGUAAAGAAGCGUGAUAUCAUCACAGAUAGUGGUGACUAUCGUCCGGGCUGCGUUGUCGCUGCAACUAAUAACCUUCGUCGGGGCUCAUAUACCAUAGUGUGUUCUACAUUUGCCCCCGAUCAAAUUGCGAGAUUCAACCUGUGGGUUUCUUCUACCCGGAAAUGUCAUGUGAAGACAAUACCACCUGAGGCCGCAGGCAGGUUGCCAGUGAUCUCAGAUAUAGGAGUUUUACCUCCAGGCACCGACCGUAUAAUAGCGCCGCUGCGUGUCCCUCGCCUGACGAGAAUAAAAUUGAUUGCGCGAAGUCGAGAAUCAACGAUUGGCAAUCGUCACGUUGCCUCAUCACCGAUGCUCAUGACCAUCGAAAUCGGCCAGGGUCCGUACAAAGAGAUCCUAGCAGCCUCAGAAAACGGCGAAUUCAGCGAUGCGAUUUCGGGGAUAAAAGUACCAGACCUUGAUAUCCGACCCGAAUACCAGCAGCAAGGCGGUAUCUGGAUUGUUGUUGAGAGAAUCGGAGGGCCUGGUGGACAGAUAACCGAUCAUAUCGACGUAGAAGCUCUUGGUGAGGAACGUGUCGAGAUAGGCGAAUGGAUAGUGCCAUGA